This is a messenger RNA of Haliotis rubra (blacklip abalone), 603 nucleotides long. RefSeq names its product ELL-associated factor 1-like. Gene Ontology annotation, molecular function: transcription elongation factor activity. Gene Ontology annotation, cellular component: super elongation complex. Lineage: Eukaryota; Metazoa; Mollusca; Gastropoda; Lepetellida; Haliotidae. The record is from RefSeq and is a predicted model, not a curated record. Gene Ontology annotation, biological process: positive regulation of DNA-templated transcription; regulation of transcription elongation by RNA polymerase II.
UCCGGUUUAUUUGGAAAAUAAUGGAUUCUGACUGGUGAAAAUAAGUUUUCGACAUGAGUGACAGAAAUAUGCCAAUAGACAACAGUGUUCACGAACUGAAGUUAGGCAGGAGUUUUGAUCCUUCCACCCGGGCAGCUUUUCAUUCAAUACGCUAUGACUUCAAACCAGCAUCAGUAGACACAGCACGAGAGGCAGUUUUUGAAGUUGGCGAAGGACACCAGGUGUCUGUUACAGUUCCACCGCACAUUGAGAAUUCAGGAACAAGCCAUACAGUGUACCAAGGGCAACAAGAAGCCAUGUCAAAGGAGUGUGUGUUGAUCAUCGACCAUGACACUGGAACAUUUACACUGGAGAAACUCACAAACACAAUACAGCUGAAGAAAACCAGAAUUGAAGGGUCAAGCCGCGCACAACAGCGACCUUUGACCCCUGUUGAAGUUGCUAAGCAACGACCUACAUCACCUUCAAGACCCAAGACCAACCAAAGAAGUCCCUCAUCUGUAAAAGGUUUCUCGCCAGUAUCCAACAGUCAGCAAGACAUGGAUAUAGGUACAGACUCGCUCUAAAUAUACAUAUAUUUCUUAUCCUGACUCAUGCUAAAUG